Pocillopora meandrina is the source of this 12760-nucleotide messenger RNA. Lineage: Eukaryota; Metazoa; Cnidaria; Anthozoa; Scleractinia; Pocilloporidae. The record is from the annotation of a GenBank genome assembly.
AUGCACAGACCCGCCAUGUGUACAAAGAAAUAUCACGAGAAUGAACCGCUUGAUUAUUAUUGUCAAGACUGUAGCAUUUGUAUUUGCCACAAGUGCAGUAUAGUAAGUCAUAAUCGACAUUAUUUAGUAGACUUACAGGAGGCUGCCGAAGAACAAAAGAUGCAAAUGACGCAAGUCUUUGCCAGAGUUAAGGAAAAACUUGUUAUCGUGGAGUCAAAGAUAUCGGAGCAAACUGAACUUAUGAAAAAAAGCGAAGAUGAAAUCUGCGCCGCUGAAAGGAAGGUUACGAAAACUGUGCAAGAAAUUAUUCGAAUUGAGAAGGAACAUGAAACGGCUUUAAAAACUAAGCUGGCAGAAAUUAAAAUCAAGCAACAAAGGAAUUACGCAGCAGAAAUAGGAAAUGUUCAGUUACUCGCGGCUCAGCUAAAGAGUUCUGUCGAAUAUGGUGAAAAUAUCGUACAACGAAGCAUCGGUCCUGAAAUUCUGCAAGCAGGACAUGCUGUGCUUGGUCGGUGCGAGGAACUUUUAACCACACAAGAUAUUGAAGUAUGUACACCUCAACAUGUAGUCUAUUGUGUAAAUGUGGAAGCUAUAAAUAAUCUUAGGGGCUUGGUUCCGGGUCAAGUAUUCGAGACGAACACGGAUCCUUCACAAUCAUCGGCAAAAGGAAGAGGUUUAACCAAGGCAGAAGCAGGCACUGAAACUAGCUUUAAAGUAACAACGCGUGAUUCAAAGGGAAGUCAACGGCUAAGUAACCCUCGUUUUACCCCACUCCUCCCCCUCAAGCAGACUUCCUGUUUAACUCUGAAUUCUCAUUGUCUAGAUCUCCUUGUGAUAUUUACAUUAGUUAUACCGUGGUGAUAAAUUAACUUAACAACAAUUAAAUUAACAACAAUCAAUCAAACUGUACUCUGACACUAGAUACUCAUUACCGGUGUGGAUAUUUGUCGUCUAGAGGGCUGAUGAGAGACUCACACGGGGGAUGAUGAUGAUAUGAUACAAAGAAACUGCAAAUGAAAACAGAAAAACGCCGAUAAAAAUAGAAAACGCCAAUAAAAAUUAAAAACGCCAAGAAAAAUAGAAAACGCAAAUGAUGCAUGUCCGUCGUCCGGUGCUCUAGAGUUGCUAAACUCAUGACGAUGUCAUGUAAAUUGCUUAAUUAACAAGGCGAGAAUGAAUUGGUUUUCAUAUCCAAGUUGAAAAUAAUGCUCUAUGCAUCGUCUUAACUCCUUUCCAUCUAUGCAACAUCAGAUCAGAAACUUGACACACUGGAUUGAAACUGCAGACUAGGAACCAGCCCUUCGUUUUUUUUACUUUAUUUUUUUAUGGGGGGGAGGGGGGGUGUUCCGUUUUAAUUUGUUUUCUUUUUUAUUUGCGUUCUCUAAUUUCGCGGCACGAAGCUCCAAAUUGCAAUGCCGUCCUAAUUAUCGAGAUAACGCAUACCUUCUCGAGAUUACCGAGGUUAGGUGAUGCCACUCGAAAACUUUUGCAAAGUUCACUGAAUUUCUUUGCGUGGAAAUUAACUUCAGUUGUUCAUUUUAUCUUCACAAUUAAAAUUAAAAAACACUACGAACCAUAGGUUCCAUUUGUCCCGUCUGACUCUUAUUUAAAAAGGAAAAUAAUAAUAAUAAUAAUAAUAAUAAUCUUUAUUUCUUAAGAUAAAAUCACAUAUCCUAAGUUACAAUAUAAACUAAAAAAGAAAACUAUUUACAUAUCAUAUCGAAAAAUUAUUCUGUUACUAAAAACGUUCUUAAACCUGCCAGUGUAGAUUCUAGGGACAGAGACUGACGUAUUUCUAAGAUUGUACCUCAUGUUCUUUUCCUUAGGUAAAAACUGGAAGAACGGGCAUUCCGGGUCAUUCGAUCUUUUUUUGUAGAGGGUCUUGUCCGCCUUCUCAAACAAAUCCCUGAUAUUUACAUUCUUGGACAUAACCUUUUUUUUCAUACACCGGUCUAAAAAAUUCUGUAUUAAUCUAAGGCACCAUAGAUCGGCAGAGCGUAAGAAAAAUUUGGUAAAACUAUUGCGUUAAAAAGGUGAUCUACUUCCUCCUGGGGCAUUCCUUCCUUACGUUAAGAUCCUAAUACGAAUAAUGACUUGUUCGCCUUAAUUACCUUCGCGCGCACGUGACUACUGUAUUUACAAUUUUGUUGGAAGGUAACACCUAAUAUGGACAACUCUGCGCACUGCAGUAUAUUACUAACUGGCGCAAUGUCCUGACUGAAACCUUUCUUACGGAAAAUAAUCUCCUUGCAUUUUGUUGGAUUGCAUGUCAUGCGAUUGCGGCUGGACCAGCUAAGAAACUGAUCCACCAAGUCAGUGCGACACUGGCCGUUUCCCCAAAAAGGGACGAUAAUUGUAGAAUCAUCAGCAUAUUUAAACAAGGCUGGGCGACCUUCUAGAUUGAUCUCCAAGUCAUUAAUAAACACGUUAAAAAGAUAUGGCCCACUGACACUACCUUGUGUCGAUCAGGUGUUAUGUGGUAGUACUGAUUUCUCUACCAUUGGAGUUAUCAGAUUGAUGUUCUUCAGUUAAAAUGGGAUAAUCUGGAAUAACUGACUGCAAACAUGUCUCACUAGCAGGUGACCUGUGUAUAUUAAAAGGGUCUUCUACUUCUUAAUUUGAAGUUCUGUUCUAUUAUAAGGAGCAUCUACAGAGCUGUUCAAUUUUGAAUUCUCAAGAAAAUAGGCAUCACAAGGUUGUCCCAUAAUAACUAGAUUUUCAAAUGUACUCUCUAAAUGAUUAUUAACAGUAAUUGUUAGUAAGUUGGUGUCAUCAUUAUUAGCCUGUGUCAUAUUUGUCAGUUCUACACCAAUGUUUGAACAAUCAGUUUGAAUAUCUUUGUAUAAAGGAUUACUGGCUUUUAACCAGUUGAGUGCUGACAUUAUGAACUCUGGUCUAACAGCUUCAAAAUAAACAUGUACUCCUCUGAAAUGAAGUUUUCUUUUUAACUUAAUGACAAUUAUACCGGACAUUUCUGAAGGACAAGGCAAGAUGUUGCAUUUUUGAUUAAAAUUUACUGGCACAUUACAUAUAGAACCUUUAAUUUUCCUCUGUUAUCCUUUUGGCUUAACAAUUGUUUUCCAAAUACAAUGCACUGAGCUAUUAUUUGUUCUAGUUUGUUGGGAUGUUAUCUACAAAUAAGUUGUUUACUCUUGCUUGACAUGGAAGACUACCUUGAUUGACUUUAGCGUGACAAGUCUUACAGAUACCCUCUUUUCCAUCAAAUGACAAUAGUAUAUUGAAAAUGAGAAGGGUAACUAGUUGUAUUGAGUUUUAAGACAGAUUUUUUAUACAUUGUUCUGUUACAUAUACAACAAAUACAAUAUGGGCCUUCCUUGAUUUUUCUCUUCUUAAACUCUUCAAUACACAAAUCUACAGUUUCAUUCUUACAAAUACAAUAUUUUUGUUGUGUCUCUCAAGUACUUCUUGUUUUGUAGCAGCAUCCAUUGUUUUGCAUUCUUGUGCUUUUUUGUUUAACAACUCUUGAUUCUAUCAGAAUCCAUAGUUUUAUAUUGUUGUGCCAUUAUCUUUAGCAGGUCUUGUUAUUUUGGGACAGUUUUUUCUGCAAUUCCUGUCUAUUUUUCAUAUCUCAAACUUGUUUUUUCUCCAAAAUCUUUUUUCUUUGGUGGCUGCACUGCUUUAUGGUAUUGCCCUUGCGAACUGAAUUCCCAGUUUUCUGGGAAUUCCUAGGAAUUCUCAAAAUAACUUAAAGAUCAUGAAAUUUGCUAUUCAAACUAAGUUUUAGUAAAUCUCUACAUUAAUAUGGAUUUUCUCGUGAAUCAGCAGUCAAUUAUGUUAAAUGGAAAUUGCCAAUUAAUCCAAUGUACUCAUAUCACAGAUUUGCUUUCUAACCUCAAAGGACUCUUGGAUUCCAUGAUCAUAAAAUGUUUUUAUUGUGAUGCAAAUUAAUGUCUCAUGUUCACUGAUGUGCCAAAAUCAUCAAACAUUCAUUAGCUGUUCCUUGGUACAGAACUUCCACAAUAAUUACAUUGACAUGAAUGAAAGUGAUCCUCGCAGUAAUGUGCACUUUAAUAAUUACAUUGUUAUCUACACUUGCAGAACUUUGUUCGUUAUGAACAUAAGUUACUUCCCUAACCUACAUUACUGGUUGCCUUUGUUAGAAAACCUUGGAACGGUCAAGCUCAGUUGCCUCAAACACAGUCAGAGACUUUUUGUUGACAUUAUUUUUAGUAGAAAUUUCAUGCCUUAGACAAACAAAUUCAACACCUAAUUAAUCUUUCCUUUUUUCAUGAUUGUUGUUGCUGUAUUUUUUUUCUUCAGUUUUUUGCUCUGUUUUCGUGACUAAUUGCUGUAAUUUGUUUUGCUGUUUUUAUUCUUACAAAACAUUUUUGUCAGAGUUCCAAUACUUGUGGAUCAUCCACACACUUUGCAAACAUUUGGCAUGCAGACAAGACAGAGGUAGUCAAUGUUCCCUUUGAGAAAGAACACCUUUUAAAUGACGUCUUCAAUUUACUUUAAACUCUGAUCUGAAAAUAUUUGUCAACAAGACUUGUUAGUAGUGAGAAGAACAAACCAAGUUUCCUUUCAUAACUUAAUUUCUUAAAUGUCCCAAUCACUGGAUCUCCCAAAAAAUAUCACAUCUUUUUAUUUUUGGUGCAAAAUACAAGUUCUUCUUUAUAUAAAAAUGAAAAGCGCAAGUCACACUUCAAUAACAACAGCUCUAAAGUUUACUUGAUGUUCUUCUCUGUCUGUCAGCUAUCAACAAAAUUGUUUUAUACUUCGGACAGUGCAUAACUAUUUGUGGACCAGAGUUCAAACGCACCUCUGUAAUCGCAUAUAGUUACUUCUGUCUCUUGUACAAAUGUUUCUCCUUUGUAAGACGCACUCUACUCUGUUGUCACCACUGCUUUAAGUUCAGUGGAAAAGACUGACUGAGGAAUCGAGAUGGCGGUGUUGGAACGUGUUGCUGAACGCUUGCUACGGUCAAGCUUUGUAGAUUUAGGUACUGGUACACUGGGAUCAUCUAUGUGUCUCUUAUACUUCCUAAUGUGGUAUCCUUCUUUUAUAAAUAUGAGGGUAAAAGACGAUUUGUAGUUGCAUUCAAAACUGUGAUUGGCUUGUGUUAUUUCUCACCUUUGCCAUGAACACAACUCAAGUGAGCUUCGAGUCUUUGUUCCCUCUACAAAUUUCGGCCACAAAUCGCGUAUUUCUAGUACGAUCGAUUCUUGUCGAUUAUUUCUACAUAGAGUGAGCUCACAUCAUUAUUCAUUCACAUCACCAAGGUAUCCGUCGUCUAGAAGCAGAGGACUAGUCGGAGAAGUCAGAAUAAAGGUGUGCGCUUCUGUUAAGACUGCAAUUGGCAAGCCAGCGGAUUCACUUUGCUAGCCAAUGACAACUCCUAAAAGAUCCACGUGAUCAUGCCCGUGAUCGGAAACAAACAAGACUCCAUUUAGCACUUAUCUUUGAUUGUACUUUUCAUCGGUUGAUUGCUCGUGCGUUAAGUUGUUUCUUUUCUCAACUGUUUUGCUCAAUAUAACAUUUCUAAAGAUAGCUUUUAUUGUGGUUCAAUGGGAAAAUGAGAACAGCGUGAGUGUUGUAAAAGAAAAGAAAGUCGUUGGCGCCGUGGAGUUAAAAGAAGGGACAACAGUUGACAUAUUGACUGGUACAAACAAGGGUCGAGUGGCCAUCUGUAAAGCUACGAUUUUGAAAGUUUGUGGUGAGUAAAAAUUGCGAUAUUCGUUACGUGAUCAAAAUCUUAUAAAAUAAUAAAUGUAACGGGUUGAAUUAAGCGUACAUAAGUCGCUCGGCGCAACUGAAACUAGAAUAAUUCUGAGAAUCGAAUCGGUCACUUGCAUGCCGCAGUUUCUUAAGCCUAUGCUUUACAAUGAAAUAAAUCUAUCAGUAAGGUUUCAAGAUUCCUUUAGUCACGUUUGGGAACAUUCAAGAUUCAUAAUAGGAACUGUUAUUAAACAAACCUUAUCACAUAAAGAAGCCCUCCUUGGUAAAAACAAAAUAAUGUAUUCAGCCCUCUUUUAGUAAAAUCUAUGGGAGAGAUGUACUAACUCCAAUAUAAAAGUCACUCAAUAUAACAGAGAUUUCUCAAUUUGAGAAUCCAAUGAAUGCCCUUUUCCUUAUAGCCAUCUUAAAGGCCUGGUCUGAGCUUAAUAUAUAUAUUUACAUAUAUUUAUAUAUAUUUAUAUAUAUUUAUAUAUAUUUAAUAUAUAUAUAUUUACAUAUAGUAUAUUUUUUUCAAAUUUAGAUGUCAUGUCAUCCAGAUACAAAAUGGUCAAGCUUCUUGUAGACAACCUCAUUUAAGGCCAACUCAUUGUGAGCCCAGGAAAAAAAUACAAACAGCAGCUAAGUUUGCAGUUUAGGAUAACUUCAUUCUAAUUUAUUGUUACAGUUACAACAAGAUUUUAAUCAAAAAAUCAAUUUUAUUUGUCUGUAAUUAACCCCUUCACUCCCAAGAGUGCUUGGUUUUCAAAUAUAAUUUAAGAUAUUGUAUUUUAUGGAAAAGAAUCAACAGAUUUUAUUCACAAUUUGUGUCAAACCAAAUUUAAUGAUUGAUUAGGACUAUUUUAUAUGAAUAGCUGUAAUUGAGGAUUAAUCCGUAUGAAGUUUUCAAGAAAAGAAAAAUAAAUCAAAUUCCAUCCUAAUAUUACCACACAUUGAUGUUAAUAAUUAAUCAAAAAUAUUUUACAUGUAAGCCUUAAUUAAGCUUUUAAAUAAAUUUCAUUGAGUACUUGAAUUUUAGCUGGGUUUUUUUUAUUUAAAGUAUUUAUUUGAUAUCAUUAGCCUCUAAAAUUCCCAGUAAUUCUUAAACAUUCCUAAAAAUUCCCAAAAAUUCCCAGAAAUUCCUAGGAGUUUUUUAGAUUUACAGCUUUUCAGGGGAAGUCAUUAGUUCUCUGAGUUGGAAUUCCUAGGAAUUCCUAGGAAUUCCAAGUCCUGUUGGCUAUAAACUUGGAAUUUCUAGGUUUUUAGAACCAGAGUUGUUAUGGUUGGGAAUUCCUAGGAAUUCAUAGGAAUUCCCAGUCCAAAUUUACCGUGAAAAUUCACACCUUUAUUCCUAGGAAAAUCCUAGGAAUUCUUAGGAAUUCCAAAAGCCAUUUCGCAAGGGUGUUUUUGUCUAUGGUUAUUCAUUAUUUUUUUCCCUUUCCUUUCUGUCAACCACUUUCCAUGAACAUAUAUCAAAUUGAGAAUCAUAUUUCUCUUGUAUUUUUCUAAUGGUAUCAACAAGUGUAGCCAUUCCAUUUGAUGAGUAGCACAGUCACAUAGCCAUUUGCUGUAACAUAGUUCAAAAAUAACUAUUUUUUUAUUUUUUCACUUUUUAUCACUUUUUGACUUUAAUUUUGAUCAAAAUGUACAUUGUAAUCAAUAUCUGUAAAUAUUUUUAUUAUUUUGCAUUAAUAACACUAAUUUUGGUAUUACCCACAAUCCCUUGUGGGAGUGGCACAUUUUUGGUUUUUCAUAAAAUCUUAAGAAAAUCAAUGUAAAAAUGGAAAAAAAGAGGUUUUGUAAUUAUUAGUUCACAUUGAAGCAAUGAUUUCCUCAUUUUCUUUUAAAGGGAGUUUGUAAAUAGACUUUCGUUCUCUCUUUCUGACUGGUAGGUCACCGCAAAUGUGACGGACAGUAGCAGCAUGUACAAACGCUUUCCGUUUUUCGUCAAUUGUGAAGGUCAUGUCAUGAAUGUUCUCCCUUAUGUAAAAGUGCCCCUUAAGAACUCUGUCUCCUCUGUAAUAAUGACACUGAUAGUCAUCUGUGAUAUUACUGUCAAGUUCUUCAACUCCAUCAGAAGUGACCUGAAGGAGAUAGAAGUCGUAGACAGGAUCAUCUUCAGCGGCUAUCGCAACUGUACUUCCCUUGCUGGCCAGGUCAGCUAUGUAGGAAGCAGUAUCAUGGUCUAAAAUUGGUGCUUCAGUUUUGGUGGUGUUUUUCGCCAUAUUCCUUCGUCACUUUCCUUCGUUACGGUUCAUGAACACGGAAACAAUGGCGGAAAUUGUUUCUGCGUCGACCAAACGUAAAUUUCUAGCGUUAGAUCUAACGAAAUGGGUUGAAACGUUCUGUAAAUUUAGCUUAAUACAAGCCCAUUCCAGGAGAGGUGAGCUUGUUUACUCAACUUAACAAGAAUCGCGUCUGACAACGGAUCUACUGGUGGAUAUGUGAUGGAAUUAAGCUCAAUAUGGCCGUUACGAAAUGUGUUUCUGCGCGUUUUAUUUUGAUCUGGAAAACAUUCUACUUGACGAUUCAACUUCAGCGUUGGUUUGUAAAUAUUAUGAUGUAUGCCCAUUACAUUUUUGUUAUUAGUUUGUUGCUUACACAGUUGAAAUUAUCAUUAUUGCUAGUUUUGCACACUAUGGUUGUUUUAAUAGUUGCGAGCGUUACAUUGUUCAGUGAUAAAAACAGACGUUUAUAACUUGCAUUAGAAUAAACCAUUCUUGUUGCAAAUCAUACUGCUUGUUGCUUUUGUCAUAAACUACUAACGGCCAAAAAAUAGUGGCCCCAUGUGCGUUCUAUAUUGAGAUAUUUCAUUUUUUUCUUCCGUCUGAUACAUUUCAUGUUACGCGUUACACCCAGAAAUUCACGCAUUUUCAGGAAAAAUUUAUUUUUUACAAUUUUCACUUUGUCGCAAACCUUGUUUUCUUUACACCAAAAUGAAGUAGGAUAACUAAGCUUAUAUUGUGGAAAGUGUGAGAUUUAGAGGUUAAACCUUCCCGAAGAUAUUCGUUAGCAAAGGCACUUGAGUCCAAAAUGGCGGCGUGACUGUGCUACUCAUCUUUCUGUUUCUAGUGUAUUGAAUAGGGGACAUGUCUCUUUCAUUAUAAAGCAUGAGGGAAUGCAUAUAUUUCAAUCCUUUAUUUUUGUGGGUUUAAAGGUACAACUGAUGCAAUAAGAGAAAAACAAUAUCAAAAACUCUGUGCAUUCAAUGUUAUUCAUUGUAUCAUUCUCAAGAAUUGACUUACUUUGAAGUGAAUCAGUUAAUAGUCCUUCAGUUUAAAACAAAUCAUCUAAAUUUACUACAGUUCCACAAACAUCUACAGUUCUUGGAAAGAUUAGCUGUGUUCUAACCUUGAUUUAUAACACAUUUUUUUUUUGCCACUGUCACCAAUGGUGGGUAAGGAUGAGUUGUAAUUCCAGUAUUUACAUGGUUUCACCAUAGAGUAGUAAAGAGAGUAUAGAGCUAUAGCACAACUUAGAUUGAAGUUUGUGGUUCAUUCACACUGUGUUGAGAAACCAUUCUAUUUUGAAUAUUCUCAAUUUGUACUCCUCACUUCAAAUAUAUCAUUGUUAAGUAUACUCUGAAAAAUGAUGCACAAAACUAUCAAGGGACAGUACUUUGAGAAGAAGACUUGUACUUUGAGGCUGCCCUCUACCAUAAAAAUCACAAGAAUCAACUAUUUUGAACCCCAAAUCACUAUUACAAUAGGUUGUAACAGCAAUACACCUCAGUGUUAUUAUGUAAUAGGUGUUGUUUUCAGAUAUGUGCAACUCAAAGGCUCUUCAUAAAGAGGGACAGUACUGAUCUCCCUCUACUGUAGUUUCUUGGUGAACAGUACCAGAGUAGCUUUCACUGUAUUCCUGUUGAUAAUCAGUGUCAAACACAUGUAAUGCUGUUGGUAAUUCUGACUGCAUUAUAAAUGCCUGUCUGGUUAAUUGUGACAAACUUGAAUAAAAUAGAUUCCUAUAUUUAUUAUUUGCGCAGGAUCAUUCGCAGUCAGCUGACUCCCCUAUGUGAUAUUGUAAUAAAAGCAAAGAGCACAAACUCAUUGCAACACACUGUUGUCCUACAUUCUGUCCUAAGACUAACUCAUUAUCUUGACUAUAGAGAGCUGCUAUUGUUUUGCUAGGGUCAACAUAUAUUGGAGGACCAGGAUUUUUUUCUAUGUCUCUAUCUCAGUAUAGUUGCAAUAAUUUGCUACAUGAGCCUCACUCUUGCACGUGAACAUAUCAGUUUGUUACAAGAAAACAAUGUUAAAUAUCGACUGGCACGAUAUUUAAUCUUUCUUAUACUUUGACGAAUUCUUUCACGACAGUUCAACUAAAACGUCGUUUUAUUUAAUAGUUUUUUUUUCAUUUACAUAACAGUACAAUGUAGAUGACAUGGGUAUAUAUGAAAGAAUACGUGCAUAUACAAAUUCUCUUGUUCCUACUUUUCAAACUUCGUAUUGGUAUUCUGCUUGGUUCACGAUCACGUCUACAAACACGAUGUGAUUUGCGUUCAUGCUUCUCUCGAUUGACAUUAGAUGGUUCAUUUAAUAUAGCAUGUUUCUCGAUGAAAGGUUCACUCGUAAAGAGAUCUCUCACAAGGUUCGCGGGCCGACCCGUUCCGAAAACGCUCGAAAUCCUUUAGUGUGGGUCAACCGCGAACGCUGUGUGCAUAUUUUGCAUGCAUUUUCAGCGUAUUAUACACAGUAUCUAUGCUGAUUUUGCACCCCAAAUGCUCCUCUUCUUUAGCCAUUACACUAUGCGUUCAAAAGUUCGCGCAUGCGUUCAAAAGUUCGCGCAUGCGUGUUAAGAAUUUAAUUGCUGUUUGCAGCUGAACAAAAGGAAGAACGAAGCCGGAACCCGAGUUAUAACACAUUGAAACUCUUCAAAGCUAGAUAUGGAUGUGCAACAACUGUUUACAAAUCUCAAGAAGGAAGCCGAGUGUCCGCUGUGUCUAGAAACAGUCAAAGAUCCCAAGACUCUACCAUGUCUACACUCAUUCUGUCUGCAGUGUAUCGACAAGCACGCAGGAUAUGCAAAGAGAAAGUUAGAAACGACGAUCAAAUGUCCAGUUUGUCAAGCUUGCUUUCAGAUCCCCGAAGGAGACACGUUUGGCAGCCUUCCCACAUCUUUUCAUCUCAACCGAUUGGUGGAUCUCCUUGCUUUGAGAGAUGGCAGCCAAGAGGCUCAGAGAUGCAGCAGUUGUGAAGAAAACAACACGGCCACUUGCUACUGCUUUGUUUGCCAGAACUUUCUUUGCAAGGAUUGUUUUGAUGCUCAUCAGCUCCUGAAGGCCACGAGAGGUCAUCACAAUGUUUUGAUCGAAAACUUGCAAGCGCAAGAUGUGGAGGAGUUGAUGCACAGACCCGCCAUGUGUACAAAGAAAUAUCACGAGAAUGAACCGCUUGAUUAUUAUUGUCGAGACUGUAGCGUUUGUAUUUGCUACAAGUGCAGUAUAGUAAGUCAUAAUCGACAUACUUUAGUAGACUUACAGGAGGCUGCCGAAGAACAAAAGAUGCAAAUGACGCAAGUCUUUGCCAGAGUUAAGGAAAAACUUGUUACUGUGGAGUCAAAGAUAUCGGAGAAAACUGAAAUGAUGAAACAAAGCGAAGAAGAAAUCUGCGCCGCUGAAAAGAAGGUUACGAAAACUGUGCAAGAAAUAAUUCGAAUUGCGAAGGAACAUGAAACGGCUGUAAAAACUAAGCUGGCAGAAAUUAGAGUCACGCAACAAAGAAUGUACGCAGAAAGUGAUCAGUUACUCGCGGCUCAGCUAAAGAGUUCUGUCGAAUGUGGCGAAGGUAUCGUACAACGAAGCAUCGGUCCUGAAAUUUUGCAAGCAGGACAUGCUGUACUUGGUCGAUGCGAGGAACUUUUAACCACACAGGAUAUUGAAGUAUGUACACCUCAACAUGUAGUCUGUUGUGUAAAUGUGGAAGCUAUAAAUAAUCUUAGGGGCUUGGUUCCGGGUCAAGUAUUCGAGACGAACACGGAUCCUUCACAAUCAUCAGCAAAAGGAAGAGGUUUAACCAAGGUAGAAGUAGGCACUGAAACUAGCUUUAGAGUAACAACGCGAGAUUCAAAGGGAAGUCAAUGUUAUGAUGAACAAGACCAACUGACCGUAAUAGUCCGCUCUCAAAAAGGAGAAGAGGAGGAAACCAAAAUUAAUGACUGUAAGAAUGGAACCUACGUAGUGCGUUACAAGUCAAAGAGUGUUGGCUUACGUGACAUUUAUGUUGAGGUUAAUGGCCAACCGCUGACUGGUAGUCCCUGGAGAGUUCAGGCGAUUGGUCAUCAAUACAAAGCUAUUCGUUCAUUUGGAUCACGUGGGACAGGACCGGGACAGUUUAAAAGACCAGGUAGUAUUGCAGUGAAUAAAAGAAAUGGAAAGAUUGCCAUAGCAGAUUAUUUUAAUCGUAGAGUUCAGUUGUUUGAUCGUGAAUGUAAAUAUCUGAGAACAAUAGUAGGCAAGGGGCGUGAUGCUGAGAGAAUCAAGUUUCCACUUUCGGUGGAAUUUACAACAUCUGAUGAAGUCAUCAUCAUUCAUGGAGAACUUUUUAUAUCGAGUAAGAUGUUUUUGUUCACUGAAAAGGGCAAGUUUAUUAAAGCCAUCGGUCAACAUUUGAGUUUUCCUCGGUCCGUAUCUGUCAGAGAUGAUGGUCACAUGAUCGUGUGUGACUGGGCCGACAACUCAGUCAAAGUCCUCUCCCCUGACGGUACAGAAUUAGUACAGUCCUUCAAAGGACCACACAGUUUUCGUUCCCCGACUUCUGCUGUUUAUCACGAGGAAAAGUUUUUUGUCUUAUAUGAGACAUAUGGUAAAGUGUUCAACAACGAAGGACUUUAUCUGUAUGAUAUUGGCUAUGAGGAACCUUGUGAUGUACAAGUCAUUUCUUUGGAAUUCACUAUUGACGCGUGUAACAACCUGAUCGUGUGCGAUACUAGGGAUGAAAGACUUCAUUUGUUUUCUUUGGACGGAAAAUUUGUUUACUCGUUUAACAUUGAAGAAAUUAAAUCUCCCUCCUCUGUCGCUGCUUUUGAAGAUAAUAAGUUAUUGGUUUGCGAUGGAAAAAAGCAUGUAGUCCAUGUUUUGCAGUAG